GCAAAUUAAGAGAUGGAGAUGGGCAUCAACAGCAUCUUCGUCUUUGUCUUCCUCUUGUUGGCCCUUCUCUGCCGCCACUUCACCUCUGCAGGGGAAGCGGAAGUAGAACUACUCCAGGUGGAUUACUACAAAGAGAGCUGCCCAAGAGCCGAGGAGAUCAUCCAAGAACAAGUCACCCAGCUCUACAACAAGCAUGGCAACACUGCCGUUUCAUGGAUCAGAAAUCUCUUCCAUGACUGCAUGGUUCAUUCAUGCGAUGCAUCGCUGCUACUGGAGACGACCCGCGACAUGGCGUCGGAGAAGACGUCUCAGAGGAGCUUCGGGAUGAGAAAUUUCAAGUACAUCAACACCAUCAAGAAGGCCCUCGAGAAUGAAUGCCCCUCCACUGUUUCCUGCGCCGACGUCGUUGCUCUCUCUGCUAGGGAUGCCUUCGUCUUGCUAGGAGGGCCAAGAAUAGCCAUGAAAACGGGAAGAAAAGACAGCCGACAAAGCUUCGCAGAAAUGGUAGACGACAUGAUCCCAAACCACAACGACAGCAUACCUCUGAUUCUAUCUAGGUUUCAGGCUGUCGGCAUCGACGUCGAAGGCACCGUGGCUCUCCUAGGCGCACACUCGGUGGGGAGAGUCCACUGCGUCAACCUCGUUGGAAGACUCUACCCGUCGGUCGAUCCAACAUUGGACCCUCUCUACGCCAACUACCUAAAACGGCGCUGCCCGUCGCCGGUGCCGAACCCAAAAGCCGUCGAGUAUGCGAGGAACGAUCGUGAUACGCCAAUGGUGUUGGACAAUAUGUACUAUAAGCAUCUGUUGGAGCACAAGGGGUUGCUUCUGGUUGAUCAGCAGCUGGCUUCUGAUCCGUUGACGUCGCCGUUUGUGGAGAAGAUGGCGGGUGAUAACGGCUACUUCCUUGAACAGUUUUCCGGGGCCUUGCUCCGGCUGUCGGAGAAUAACCCGGUCGGUGGAGAGGAAGGAGAGAUUAGAAAGGAUUGUGGCCAUGUGAACAGGGACUAGGGUCUUGUUGAUCAACAACUAUGUAUGAAUUAAUUGGGAAUCUUCCUUAGGAAAAUAUUAAUGUUAAUGCAAUUGUGAUAA
Messenger RNA from Diospyros lotus (date-plum), 1092 nucleotides. RefSeq names its product peroxidase 21-like. The transcript has 4 exons. NCBI's taxonomy places the organism in Eukaryota, Viridiplantae, Streptophyta, Magnoliopsida, Ericales, Ebenaceae. Gene Ontology annotation, biological process: response to oxidative stress; hydrogen peroxide catabolic process. The coding region runs from base 13 to 1011 and encodes 332 amino acids. Gene Ontology annotation, molecular function: peroxidase activity; heme binding. The record is from RefSeq and is a predicted model, not a curated record.